Messenger RNA from Lotus japonicus, 1731 nucleotides. RefSeq names its product transcription factor bHLH144. The transcript is spliced from 4 exons. The record is from RefSeq and is a predicted model, not a curated record. Bases 744 to 1460 code for a protein of 238 amino acids. Lineage: Eukaryota; Viridiplantae; Streptophyta; Magnoliopsida; Fabales; Fabaceae. Gene Ontology annotation, molecular function: protein dimerization activity.
CUCAGAUCCUCCCUCCAAUCUCUUCACACCUUCAAAUCUUGAAAGAGAAUGCUCCAAGUCUCCACACCCCCCUCUUCACCAAAAACCUCUGCAUCUUCAUCACAACCCUUCCCUGAUUCAUCUUCAACUUCAACUUCAACUUCGUUUCCCAUCAAGGUUGAGUUUUGGGUUUGUUACAUCUGAAAUUCUGGAGUUCAGCUAAAUCAAGAUGCCGUGGGUUUCCUUGUUUGUGGAUCAUAAGAGGAAUUGUGUUCGCUUGGUGGUGUUUUUUCGCGUGAUUCUGUAAUUGUAUUAGCUCAAGUGAAGUCCCAUUAGGUUAUAAAGGGAUCCUUUGAUUUGUUUUCUUUUCCUUUCAUUACCAAAGCUGCUGGGAGGGUUGAUAAUGUACUUUGCCACAACGGCGAAGAGACAACAGGCCUUGAAGGAAGUUGGGCAUAUUAAAAUGAGUGUUGGAGUCAUUGCUUAUAGUCGAUUGAUGUUAGUUUGCCAGGCUGAGUAUUUUCGUCAGUUGCUUAAACCUGUUACGUAGUUUAGCAGGGAGGGAUUGCCUUGGACACCAUCGUUUGAAGGCUGCAGAAGUUGUCAUUACUUGUUAGGUGGAAAUCGAGAUCACCUUAGUACCUGCUGUUUAAUUUUUAGGUUCCUUUAGAUUCUUCCAUCCAGCUUUAGUACAGGUUAAUUUCCAGUUGCAUAGGCCAAAUCAUUGCUUGCUUGUAUCUUUCUGAGAGUGCACAGGUAUUAUAAUGCCGACUCGUGAAUAUUUUCUCCCAGAAAAGGCGGUACUUCCUUUGGCAGGUGUUGCGAUUGAUACUUGCAUACAUGCUCCACUUGCUUCUGCCUUUGAUGCAGUUUUACCUCCAGGUGUGAGGCAGAUAACGCCCUCUGAAAGAUUUAAAUUGCAGCCUUCUGUGAUUUGCCCUAAGAAUUUCGUUAUCUGUGAUCAAACACGUCAGCAGGGCAGGAUUUUGGUCCAUCCUUCGAUGACCUCCAAAUUUAACAGUCAUGGCUUAAUGGUUCAUGCUACUUGCACUCAAGAUCUUGAAAAGAAUAAAAUUAAUCAAAUGGAAAGGGAAUUUUCAUCUUCUUUUGAAGAGGAUCCUGAUGACAUUGAUGCAUUGUUGAGCCUCGAAGUGGAUGAGCUUGAAGACUCGGAUGAGGAAGAAGUUAGCACAGCAAGGACUCGUGAAAUUUGUGAAAGUACAUCUGAUACUUGCUCUAGUUAUUGCUCAAAAUCAAGGAAGAAGAGGUUGUCAUCAUCUUCUGUACAGAAGUCUUCUGGGACCAGGGGUUACUGCAACAGUGAAACAAACCACAUGGAGAUGAAAAAUAUGGUGAGGAUGCUGAGAAGGAUUGUGCCUGGUGGAGGUAGCCAAGUGGAUGCUGUUUCUGUUCUAGAUGAAGCUGUUAAAUACCUCAAAUCUCUCAAGGCUGAAGUGGAGCAAUUCGGAGUUGGACCAUGAAAAUAAAAAUUGGACAUUCAUUUGCUGCAGCAACAGUUGGACUCGAUUACCGACUAUUUGUUAUCCUAUAUGAAUUAGCACCCUUUUCAGACUCGGAUAUGGUCCUGCCCAGAUUCCCUUUUAUGAGAAGAGGCCUUGCAAGUAAUAAAUUGCAGCUGUCAUUUUACUUAUUCUGGUUAUGUAAAAAAAAAUACCUUCAUAAUUGUACUGUAAGUUUGUAUGCCAUGUGAUUCAAAUCCAACUUUUGCAUGGGAUUUUAUGUUCGUUUGAA